Messenger RNA from Eleginops maclovinus (Patagonian blennie), 8644 nucleotides. It is a transcript of the gene prkd1, whose product is annotated as protein kinase D1. Gene Ontology annotation, molecular function: ATP binding; protein serine/threonine kinase activity. The record is from RefSeq and is a predicted model, not a curated record. Gene Ontology annotation, biological process: protein phosphorylation. The transcript is spliced from 23 exons. Bases 95 to 2830 code for a protein of 911 amino acids. Lineage: Eukaryota; Metazoa; Chordata; Actinopteri; Perciformes; Eleginopidae.
CUGGUCCCUGGUUCCUCUUGUCUUUGGAUUCCCCUGGUCUGCCUGUUGUCUCCUACUUCUUCGCGCGUUGGAGACCACCGGGGAAAAGGCUCUUAUGAGUGCGCCUCCGCUGAUCCGUGCGCCCAGCCCGCUCCUGUUCUCAGGGGGGAUAAACAACACCGGCACCGGGGGAGGAGGAGGUGGAGGAGGAGGAGGGGGGGAUGUGAUCUCCUUCCACAUCCAGAUCGGUCUGAGCCGCGAGCCGGUGCUGCUGGACGCCGCAGAGCUCAGCCUCAGUCAGGUGCGCGAGGUGGCGUGCUCCAUCGUGGACCAGAAGAUACCAGAGUGUGUUUUCUAUGGGAUGUACGAGAAGAUCCUUCUGUUUCGUCAUGACCAGACCUCGGAGAACGUGCUGCAGCUGCUGCGCUCCGCCUCGCAGAUCCAGGAGGGAGACCUGGUGGAGGCCGUGCUGUCGGCUAGCGCCACAGUGGAGGACUUCCAGAUCCGUCCACACUGCCUGUUUGUUCACUCGUACCGAGCUCCAACCUUUUGCGACCACUGUGGAGAGAUGCUGUGGGGACUCGUACGACAGGGACUCAAGUGUGAAGGCUGUGGGCUGAACUAUCACAAGCGUUGUGCCUUUAAGAUCCCCAAUAACUGCAGCGGAGUGAGGAGGCGUCGCUCGUCCAAUGUUUCCCUGACAGGAGGGCUGGUAAACCUCGGUCGCCCCCUUUCUGCUGAGCCCUCACCGCCCCAUUACACCGACGAGGCUUUACUGUCUCCAGUCAGUCCCAGCAUGGAGCAGAAGACCCAGUUAGAUUACUUCCCGGGUCGAGAGCGUCGCUCCAGCUCCCAGUCGUAUGUCGGCCGUCCCAUCGAACUAGACAAGAUCCUACUGUCGAAGGUUAAAGUUCCUCACACUUUCCUGAUCCAUUCGUACACCCGACCCACCAUCUGCCAGCACUGCAAGAAGCUGCUGAAAGGCCUCUUCAGACAAGGCCUCCAGUGCAAAGAUUGUAAAUUCAACUGUCACAAACGAUGUGCUCCAAAAGUGCCAAACAACUGCCUGGGAGAGGUUUCCAGAAAUGGAGACCUCUUGAGCCCGGGGGUGGAGUCAGACAUGGUCAUGGUUGAGGGUUGCCUCGACGAUGACGAAAGAGGAGGUGGCCUGAUGGACGAUAUUGACGAUGCGUUGACAUCAGAGGGGGGUUGCCUGCUGGAGGCGGGUCCAAGCGACCUCUGUGACCCACACGACCCUGACCUGGAUGAGUCCAACAGGGCCAUCAGCCCGUCCACCAGUAACAACAUCCCUCUGAUGCGAGUGGUUCAGUCCGUCAAACACACAAAGAGAAAGACCAGCAACGUGAUGAAAGAAGGCUGGAUGGUCCACUACACCAGCAAGGAUACCCUGAGGAAAAGACAUUACUGGCGGCUGGACAGUAAAUGCAUCACGCUGUUCCAGAACGACACAGGAAGUAAAUACUACAAGGAGAUCCCUCUCUCUGAGAUCUUGACUCUGGAACCGGCUCAGACCUUCUCUCUUCUUCCUGAUGGAGCCAAUCUCCACUGCUUUGAGAUCACCACGGCAUCUCUGGUUUACUACGUCGGAGAACACCUGCAGAGAGCCGAGUCAUCCGUGAGCGGCAGCAGCAUUCUGGUCAGCGGGGUGGGGCAGGAUGUUGCUCGGAUGUGGGAGAUGGCCAUCCAACAUGCUUUGAUGCCCGCCGUCUCUACGGGAAUUUCCCACAGCUCUCACCGCAGCGGACACAAGGAAAUCUCAAUCAGUAUUUCUGUCUCCAACUGCCAGAUUCAGGAGAAUGUGGAUAUUAACUCUGUGUAUCAGAUUUUCCCCGAUGAGGUUCUUGGGUCGGGACAGUUUGGCAUCGUCUAUGGAGGUAAACACAGAAAGUCCGGUCGAGACGUCGCCAUCAAGAUUAUCGACAAACUCCGUUUCCCCACCAAACAAGAGAGUCAGCUGCGCAACGAGGUGGCCAUCCUGCAGAGUUUGCACCACCCGGGCGUGGUCAACCUGGACUGCAUGUUUGAGACACCGGAGAGAGUGUUCGUCGUCAUGGAGAAGCUCCACGGAGACAUGCUGGAGAUGAUCCUGUCCAGUGAGAAAGGACGACUGCCGGAGAGGAUCACCAAGUUCAUGGUCACACAGAUCCUGGUGGCUUUGCGUCACCUCCACUUCAAGAACAUCGUCCACUGUGAUCUGAAACCCGAAAACGUCCUGCUGGCUUCUGCAGACGCAUUUCCACAGGUGAAGCUGUGUGAUUUUGGCUUCGCGAGAAUCAUCGGUGAGAAGUCGUUCAGGCGUUCGGUGGUCGGCACGCCGGCGUAUCUCGCUCCGGAGGUCCUGAGGAACAAAGGCUACAACCGCUCUCUGGACAUGUGGUCGGUCGGGGUCAUCAUCUACGUCAGUCUCAGCGGGACGUUCCCUUUCAAUGAGGAUGAAGACAUCAAUGAUCAGAUCCAGAACGCUGCCUUCAUGUACCCUCCUCAUCCGUGGAAGAAAGUCUCCCAGGAAGCGAUUGACCUGAUUAACAACCUGCUGCAAGUCAAGAUGAGGAAGAGAUACAGCGUGGACAAGACCCUCAGUCACCCCUGGUUACAGGACUACCAGAUGUGGCUGGACCUGAGGAACCUGGAGUCCCGGAUGAACGAGCGCUACAUCACCCACGAGAGCGACGACCUGCGCUGGCACCACCACGCCCAGCUCAGCGGCCUCGACUACCCGCCACACCUGCUGAACGGCCCCCGCAGCGACAGCGGUCAGAAGGUGGAGCGCUACCAGGACCACCAGGAGGAGGAGCUGGAGACUCUCAGUGAGAGGGUCAGUGAACUCUGAGAAGGGGGAUCUCCAAGCUGAGGACAGAAACAGCAAACGUAACAAAACAAAAAAGCACAACAUUAAAGUCAGGAGACAUUUUAAAGAUGCAUUGAUAUAUAACAUUUCCUUCACUGACAGAAAAAACUAUUAAGGGUUCGAUAUUCGGAAGCAUUCACUACAAACUAAAAAUCAUGACUCAGCAUCUCAUAGCUACACAGAUAUCUCUGAAAGUUAGUUUCUUGUUUUGGAAUAACGAGGUCCAAUCUUGUAUUUGUUUUCUUGUUAUUAUGUCGUUACUUUUUUCACUGAAGCAGAAAAAUACACGAAGCUCUGGGCCCCUCUCUGGAGGUCAGGUAUGUCGCCUCGUAAGUUAAGUUCUAACAAAAUCCAUCGAAUGUAGGUCAGUUAUUCUCGAUACUUGGAUAUGCUUCAGGAAAACAAACAGCCGACGUCACAGCGCUUGGUAGGCUUUCAUUUAUUUAGUUGACAGCUGAUUGCUUGAAACAGAUUGCUUGUAAUAAGGGGGAAUAGGAAGGGUGUAUUUCAAGCUUACUAUGUUAAUAAGUUAUUGGCCUUUUUUAUUAACGAAGAUUGACUGACAUUCUUUGAAAACUACGCUCAUUAACGCAUGAAUACUUGGUAAUAUAUUUUUAUUUAGGAAAUGUGUGGGCCGUAUAAGUUCAAGCUCAAAGUUUUAUUGGUCACAUGUUUGCAAAAAGAACAUUUCACUUACAGGGAAAUUAAAAGGGGGGCCAUCGUUCUGUCUGUCACUGUGCAAAUCACUGGAACCUGAAUAAAUAAUAAUAGUUUAAAACAGAAAUUCCUUAAAGAGGUAAUGCUAUAAAAAACGGUCAAAUAAAUUCAUUUAAAUAUAGUUUAAAAUGCAGAAACGUGGCUGGAAAUUUGUGCAGGUAUUAUGCAAAGUGCAAAGGUGCCAGUUAUAGUCCACCGGAGUUGAGCAGUCUAACUGCACUGUGGAAAGAAGCUCCUCCUCAGUCUCUCAGUCCUAGCUUUGAGGCAACAUUUUACUGUAGAAUUAGCUGAGGGCCAUUUCAUAAUGGACAACGGGCCGCAGUUGGCCCCCGGGCCAGAGUUUGGACGCCCAUCCACUUAGAUAAUUACAAGAAAAUUAUCUCCAUUUUUUUAUCCUUUCAAGGUAAAAUGAUCAUAAUUAGAAAAUGUGUCCCAUAGAAGACCAAACUGUUAUCUAUAAUGAUAUGAUUUCUAUGAGUAACUAAGGAUUUCAUUUGACUGUUUGUGAUUGUUUUGGAAUUAUGAAACAUGAAUCUUAUUUUUAGGAUAGUCAUAAUCACUGAUUUAUUGCAGACAAAACAAGCACCAUCAACAUAUCUAUCAUAUAUCUAUCCCUCAUCAUAACAACAUUCAGAAUAUAACUUCCUUACUUUGUAAUUACAAAACAAGGAGGCUUAACUUUUGGAUCUGGGACAUUGGAUAAUGCUGAGUCAUAAUUUCAAAAUAAAACACAUUAUUCUUUGCCGGUUUCCUUGAUCCAUGACUUAUUGAUAAGAAGACCUCUGAAAUCUGCACUUCUCUUAGACAAUCAGAGCAUCAGAUGUUAGGAUGCAGCAGGUUUGGCUUGUUAGUGGGACACCUUCCCAGUUAAUGCCUCUCUUGGAUUCAUCACUUUUCUACAGACCUCACACUGAUGAAAAUGAAAACAAGUCACAGCUUUAAAUGAUGUGGAUCUUUUAACACAAAGUCGGCUUUCUUUGAAGAUAUGACCUUGUAUAGAAUAUCAUUAAUUAACAUUGAGAUCAAUGUAGUUACAGGGUAGGGUUAGGGUCCAAACCGCACAAAAACAAAAUCCCCAUCAGGGUUUUAUCUUGAGCCAUGACCAAGAAGUAUUUAUUUUGUGUGUGAUGUGUAAUGAAAGCUAUACACGUGUUUUCUUUACUAAAACAAAGACCACUAAGUACAGUUGUGGACAAAAAACUGUAAAUACUGACGUUGAUUUCCAUUUGUAUUUUGUCUGUCUGAACGUAUUUGUAGCAUUUUGGAAUUCAAAUCCUCAAUUGCUUAAAAAAAAGAAAAGAAACCAGUGCCAGAAAAUACGGAUAUUCCGUGUAAGGCUGUCUAUAGCUCUCUUAUCUGUGGGUGUUGCCAACUGUGGCUUAACAACAAAAAAAGCUGCCUUUCACACGGUCUGAACGAUUACCACCAUCAGUUUGAAAAAGAGUGGAAAACAUGUGCUUUACAAAAACAAACGGCAUUGUGUGCGUGUUAUUUUCAGUUGGAAAGGAUGCUAACCUGAAUGCUACGUAGCCGCUGUGAACAGAAUACAUGUUGUACGUUUCUCAGCACAUUUACUGUUCAAAAGGUCCUGAUACACACUGUUCUAGCUUCGUAUGGGAUGUCAAUUCAAAGCCAAGGUCUCACCUCAAGCUUGCUGUUGUGUUUAUUUCCAAAUUGGAUAUCUUGGUUAUCUUAAAUGGCUUCAGGGUGAACGUCAAAUGACUCGCAUUCAUCAGUAUCCAUUUUUUAGCUUUUGCUCGCUGCUUUUUCAACAUGCUCUCUUGCUGUGUUUCAAUCUGCACGCUUUUGUACUCACAGUAGACUGUUUUGAGCGCAUGACGUUCAAUAUGUUGAGUCUGGAAUUAGAAAACUUCUCACAUUUACCAAUCGCCAUUUUAACUAAAUAGCAGAAGUUGCAGCAACAGAAGUGGUUGCAUGUUGCAGCACUAAAAGUGAUGCAUGAGUUUGCUUCACUAUUUAAGUUACAUACCACUUUAACUGGUUUCAAAAGGAAGCCACCAUUAAUUGCAUUGGGUUAGUUUAGCAGUCUGUAAUCAUUGGUUCUAUGAACAAACAUGACAUCUAACUAGCUAACAAAGCACACAGUUAAAGGUCAUUAGCUUAACUUUAGCAUUUGAAUUUCAAAGUUAAACAACAUUUUCACAAUUUCUAAAUAUCACGUGAAUCAAAAUUGACAGGACAGACUUUCAAACGCUAGUUAUUUUUGUACAAGUAACAUCAGAUAAGAUAAGAUGCACUUAAAUGAUCCCAGAUUGGGACAGUUUUCAUUGUAAUACGGUUAUUAAGAUAAGAGAAAUCUGAUCCAGAGGGAGAAUGCGUGCAACGGCAAAACGACAGAAAUAAAUAUAAGAUAUACUUUAUUGAUCCCUUAAAUGUCUUUACACACAGGGAGGAUAUACAUGCACAAGCAACCACACACAUGCAGGAGAGGUGGCAGAGCAGGGUGGCUGCCAGGUGCCCGGCGCCAGCGAGCAGUUUCAGGGUUUGGUGCCUUGCUCAUGGACACCUCGGCAGUGGCUCAGGAGGAGAACUGGCAGCUCUCCAGCUACAUGCGCACUCCAUUUUUCCGGUAGAAUCGGGACGUAAACCGGCGACCCUUUGAACCCCAGUCCAAGCCCUUGCAGACUAAGCCACUGCCGCCCUAAUACAUGUUUAGAUUGGAGGUGUGCAACUUUUAAAUGAACGGCAGAACAAAUAUUUCAUAAUCAAUGGGUAUUAAGGCUUCUUUAUUUCCUCCAUCUUGCUUCCAUGCAGUAAAAACUGAACAUUCAAAAGGUUUUCUAUCUCUGGACUUGCAUCAUAAAACAUGACUUCGAGGCUUUUUCCAAAUCAUUUGAUGCUUUGCCACUCGAGCAUUCAAAAUGUAUUUUCUCCUCCCACAGUCGUUUUCCUCCAGAGCACAGCGUGGGUGGCUGUAAUGGCCGCUGCAAAUUAAUUGUAAAAGUUUAUAGUUUAUUGGCCUUUGUGCGGCUCAGUGGACAGUAAUGGUUCACAAAAGGCCCCCCCCCCCCGUCAUGCUCUGCGAGACGUCUGUUUACCGAUAAGCAAGGCAAAGUUGAACUGCCACAUUUUGAAGCAGUCCCAUGCAGAGACGAAGAAGAACAGCGUGUAUACGGGUUUGUUUUAUUGUCAUUGUGCCGCCAUAGAUCUGACAAACAAGGGCUGUUUCUCUGAAGCCUUCAUGGCCUUGUCUUCUUCGUGCCUCUCUCGUUGAUAAAUGCUUCUGUCUGAAUCUGAAUCUGACUUUUCAGAAUCCCCUGAAAUGUCACGUAUGUUUCUUUGUAAAGAGGUGACUUAACUUUCAUUUGUUGAAAUACUUGUUGUGUGUACAAAUGUGUACGCUCUGCUAAUGAAGGUGUAAACUGUAGAACACUUAAAGGCUUAUAUUGGGCGAACAGGUAAUGGUACCAGUCAUUUUUCCACAAACAAUAAGCCAAUAAGCAAGUUUGAAUUUUCGGGCAUUCGAUCUGCAAGAGGGACUGCAGAAGAUGUAGGAAGUUGGUCAGCCGAUACACCUGUUAUCCUCAUUGCAAUGUAUAUUUAUAAUAAACCAAAUCAAAUAGGAUACACCCCACUGCGAAUGCUUGAUUGUAUUGAUAUAUAUAUUUAUAUUUAUUACAUCUGUUGCGGCAAAAUCUGUAUAUAUGAGGAGCCAGAAUUAGACGGUAAGGCUGAUUUGAACUGAUUUGGCAGCAGAAAUGAGUUGUUUAUUGUACAGAAGUUAAGGUUUACCUGCUACGGAGACAUUAGAACCACCAGUGAAUAAUCAAAGGGCUUCUUAGAUUAGACUGUUCACACCAGGGAUGACACCCGUACAGAUCGCUGCCGUUGACGAGAAUCAGCUUGGUAUUUUUUUUAGAUUUUCAGCACGUAGCAGGUCCUCUGGAGUCGGAGGGGGAUCUUGACGAACUGGAAACGUGAGGAACAAAACUUCAGGAAGUCACUACUCCCGACAAAGAAAUAGUCCCAUGCAACUUUUUGAACAGGUCAAAGAAAAUACUUACACUUUUUCCCGUAACUAUUGCACAAAGCCAGGCUAACUUUCAGAUUUGUUUCUAUCCAAAUGAUGAGAGCUGUAUGGAUCUCUUCAUCCUAUCCUCAGCAAGAGAGGUCAUAAUGUUCUUUCAGCAUGAGUUCCCUUUUAAAUCCAAUCCGUGAUCCACAUUACUCCAAUGUUCUCAUGGUUCAAUGCUCACAUAUAUUCUCAAUUUAUGAUUUGAAAAGAAGAAAUUCACACUAUCACGUUACCAUAUACGCUCUAGAGUUUCGUUCUCUCAAGUUGUUAUCUUAAGGUUUUGGACGUGUGUUUCUCUUGAUAUAAACUAACAUUGUUAAAGAUUGGUAAGGGCUACCGUCGCAGUUCAUAUUGCAAAACAACACCGAGAGGUGGACGUUUCAAAUGUAGUUUGAUUGGAAAAAUCCAUUCAGCCACUGCGGUGAAAUCAAUGCUAACAUAACUGAGGGCGAAGCUUUCAAGGAGUAUAACAUCUGCUGGCUUCAGCUAGGUGAUUAGGAAGUUAAGAAUAUGAAACAUUUGAAAAGGUCUCAUUCAUUUUAAAGAAAUUGAACCAGGGAACGUCGAACCCUACAAGCAUGAAUACUCUGCCAUAUUUACCUCUGCUUAAUUUACAAAGUAGAUCCAUACUUCUAAAACCUAUUCUAGGUCAGAUUUAAUUUAGAUUUGGGUAUAUCUAGAAGACCCACUUUCAAUGGAUACCACUGAAGAUGUAGGGUUUUGGUUUUUGAAUGUGAGUCGGGGUUAGGGUUAGGGUCAGGGUCAGGGUCAGGGUUAGGGUUAGGGUUGGCUGGUGUGUGAAAGGUCACAGGUUCAAAGCUGUGGUUAUCCUCAUGUAAAAAGAAAACACUGCCUGUAACCCCUCUCUGCGAGUGUGCUGGCUAAAUCCCGGUCUAUAAAAUAAAGAAUGCCACAUGAACAGUUUGCUGCGUGUUUCAGCUCAGUAUUAGUGGGGGCGGGGGGGGGACUCCUCUGAAUGUAUCCAUGUUGCUGUAUGUUUGACUGUUUCUCUGUGUGGCUUCACUCCUCUGUGCUCUCAACAA